Molecule: messenger RNA, 3074 nt
Organism: Hyalella azteca
Lineage: Eukaryota; Metazoa; Arthropoda; Malacostraca; Amphipoda; Hyalellidae
Exons: 7
Coding region: 1-2370 (789 amino acids)
Source: RefSeq, a predicted model, not a curated record
AUGCUGGUGUCAAGUGUGUCAUGCUGGUGUCAAGUGUGUCAUGCUGGUGUCAAGUGUGUCAUGCUGGUGUCAAAUGCAUUCUUCUGGGUGGGCACGGAGGGGGAGCAGCCGAGCCCCAGGGGGCACAUGGUCCCCUUCCCCUCGGGGGCGAGUGAUGCAUUCUUCUGGGUGGGCACGGAGGGGGAGCAGCCGAGCCCCAGGGGGCACAUGGUCCCCUUCCCCUCGGGGGCGAGUGGCGAACGCGAGAUGGUGCUGCCGCAGUUCACCGGAGAGAACGUUCUCUUCAGGCUGCCUGAUGGCGUGAAGGUCUCACAGCUGCGCUGGAUUUCGGUCUGGUGUCGACGAUUUACUGUGAACUUUGGUAGUCUGCGUGUCCCCGAAAAUUUGAUCUUACCGAAGAAGCGCAAGCUGAGCGAGCUGUCCCGUCUCGCUCACGGCGUGCGCUCUGGUAACGUCACGCUGCUCGACGCUAAGACGAUCUACAUCCCGAACCUGCAUUACGAUGGUCGAGCGCCUGAUGCCUACUUCUGGGUCGGCAAGGGAACGCCCGACAGAACUGGACGCAAGAUACCUAACGAAAAGAAGAGCUUGAGUGUCAUUGAAGCCUACGAAGGCGUGGACAUCGAGCUCGUCCUGCCCGACAACCUGACCAUCUACGACAUCGACUACCUGGCGCUGUGGUGCGUGCGCUACACGGAGAACUUCGGUGACGUCAAAAUACCGUCCGCUGCUGAACUUUUUUUGCCUCCUGCUCUGGGACAGACGCAAGUCAAGUCCGGGUCAGCGUUGCAGCCAGCGCACGUCAGCCCCAAGGAUCAAUACGACCACCACACCACAGACGAGGUAUUGGCCUCGACACUCACGCCUUCACUAACCACUCACUUCACCAACACGACUGCAACCAAAACCGACCAUUUAAAUGAGACUCUCAGUGUCACUCCGAGUUACGGUGUAACAAAGAGCGAUGAUGUCACGGAGAAGACAUUGUUGAAUGGAAAAGCUAAUGUAACUGCGUCGCGGGGUGACUUCGAGCUGGGGCAUGACGAAAAAUCUACCACAAAGGUGGAUGAAAGUACUGUGACAUCGGUGGGUAGUAAAUCGGUAACGGAAAAAUCCAAGGGUAGUGAGACAGUGACGGUGAAAUUGGACAUUCAAGGAACAGGGGUCGAGAAAACAGUUGGCAAUGAAGUAAAUUCCAAGUCAAAUGGAACUGAAGCAGAAAAAGCGACAUUUAAAAACGAGAAAGUGUCGGGGUGGAAUACGACAGAUCACGAGAAAUCUAUGGAAGGAAAAGUGAAUGUUGAAGAAUCAAAAUCAAAUCUGACUGAUAGUAAUUUCAUUAGUAAUGAACUGGAAGACAAUCGGGCUCAAAAUUCGAAUGGUACUGAUAAAAGUGACGACUUUACCAGUGCGGAAAAGGAAGGGGAGGAGGAUGACGAUAAAAGAAAGUCGUUCCGUAUGCAACGAGGAAUGUUGAUUGAAAAUGCAAAAAAUAUGACGGAAAAUGAUACUAUUGGAACAGUAAAUGUUGGUCCUAAGGAAAAAGUGUUAUCAAGCGACUUUUAUCUAGCGAGUCCAGUCAAAGAGAGUAAUGGGACCUUCCAGUUUGGUUUGGCAGAGGACGUGGAAAAAAUAAGGGCUUUUGAUACGAACGACACAGAAGCCAUGUCAAAGAUGAACACGACUGGGAGCGUUCUCGGGGGCUUCGGAGGAAGGCCUAACCCAAUGCUAACGACCAAUAACUACACUUUUAGGUACGACGCUGAUCCCGAAAUCCGACCAAAAUCAGCGCAUAACGGAAGUGAAAUAACAGAGAUUGUUAUUCGUGAGGGUAAAGAUAGGUACCGGUACUCAGUAGGUAAUGACCACGUAAUUCAACACGUUAUCGACGGUGUACACUUGGAACCUGAAGGGCUGGUUCACAUCGAAAGCAAGAAGCACUGGGGUGCACAUUUCUACGGUCUCCCUGGGCACACGGACCACGAUUCAGAAUUCCAGGAAUCUACAGAGAAAGCAAAUGUAGAAGAAAGUUCCGAGGGUAAUGAAGGAUCAGCGCGGAUGAAACACCAUCCAAAAGACGUGUAUUCAGUUACAGUUCAAUCAUCCAACGUUACUCCGAACGACAACGAAGAGACGACGACUAACAUGAACGAUAUAAAUAUGGAUGAGGAAAAGGAUCAUAGUAAAGAUGAGGAAGGGGAUGAGGAUAAUGAUAAGGAAGUUGUAGAUAAAAAGGAACAACAUCCAAAACAAAAAGCCUCGGUUUCUGGUAAGACGUCCACUUCUGCCGCGGUGCGCGGUUGUGUUCCAGGGGCGAUCAUGGCGUUACUUGUAGCAGCAGUUCACUCUGGCCAUCGGCUGAAUAUUUGAAGAACUUUGCUAUUCAAACUCUGAUGGAAUAUUGUUUUCUGUGCAAUUUGGAGUAACUUUGAAACGUUUAAACGGAUUGCAGUUGUGCAGCUGAAAUCUAAAACCGUGGUGAAAUCUGAUUUCUUUAUUCUAUAUCCCUUCGCCAGCAAAUUUGUGUAGAUAAUUCUCUUCAUGGUUUAAUAUUUGCUGCAAAUUUUACAUAUUAUGCCUAUUUAUUGAACCAGCUACUUCUAAGGACUUAAGACUUGGAAAUUUGGAAAUAAUAUAUCGGUGAAAAACUGUGAACUGCUCACAUUAGCUGCCACAUAUUCUUAAGAUCGUCACUUAAAUCACGAUCCAGGAGAAGAAAUGUGAGAUUGUUUCUUACAUACCUGGGCACUUCUAUGUAAUGACACUUUUUAUUCGUUAGCUAAGCCGAUAUUUUCGGGAAAAUUUCAAGGAAAAGAAAACAUUGUGUCAGGCCACAAGUUUUAAUAAAGCUUUCUCAGUAUAAAUUUCAUAAAAAUUUGUAAGUUAUUUCUUGUCGACGAUGACCGAGACCGUGACUGUCAUUCUAAUGUUUAUCUAAUACUUAUAACCACCGUAGAUAGUGGGCUUAUUCACUCUCUAGCUUUUUAAUUUCAUAGCAGUGUAUUCUUUUUAUGUUGCCUAAUGAAUGCUCAAUCAUGAAUGUAUUUUCGAUUUAUUCAACAAUUUGGACCUUU